UAGCUUUGAUCGCUGAUUAUAUUUUGCUAGAUUUAUUUCAGACAUUAGUAGAACAAAGAUUCAAAUAAAUUAGUAAAACAUACACAACGGCUACGAGGGCAAACUUAGAAUCCAAAUGGAAACUAGCCAAGAAAUUUUUCUGUCGGCUGAGCGCCUUAUCGGUAAGAUGAAGCUACCUCCGCUGGUGGAAAGUUGUGAGACUGUAUGGCCUACUAAGCAAGACCUGGAUUUGAUACUUCCCACGUACGAGGACGAUUUGCUUACGCUAGGGACACUGCUUGGGAAGCAUCCAGGUUUACUGCUUGAACAGAUUCCAGAGAAUAUGAUAAAUUUCCAAACGUCUUUGAUUGCAUGUUGUUAUGAAUCGACUGCUUUUCUUAUUUCGGAGGAAAUAGCUGGAAUCCAGCAAACCAUUCGAGACGAUUAUAUCUGGAAACAGUUGAUGGUGAGAUCGGAUAGUGAAUUGAUUGUGGCCGGUUUGUUUGCAUAUUAUAGGAAAAUGUUGCUCAAAGAAGACUGGUUCUUUCAAUUCGGAGAUCUCUCCAGUUUCUGGGGAUUUGUGUGGGAUCUGAUGGAGUUUGACACGGCACACAAAUUCCUCGAUCGUGAUAGAGUGAAUUUUAUUGAGCUGGUAUGCAUCAAACUUAUGCGAUCGAAAUCCAUCCAAUUAUGUGUUAAGGGUGUGAUAGUUAUGGAGGAAUGCAUCUAUAAAACACGUGGCAAAGCACUGGUAGACUACGAAGCAGUCUAUGAAGAAAUGUCUGCUCACACGUGGCGUCUGUUUGAAACAGACGAGAGAAAUCAACAGAUAUCCAUCGUCCUAAUGGCAGCUCUUUUUGAAUGUGUCAAAGUGAUUGAAAUUGAGCGUAAACCGCUGCUCACGCUGAUUCAGGAUUUCAAGCAGUGGAGUAAAACGGAUGACCUGAUGGAUCUUUUACUGCGUGCACUGCAGCGCUCGGAAAACACUAACCAAUCUUUGGCACUACUUGAACAAAUAAUAAUUCUGCUGACGGUAGAUCACCCCAACAUCAAAGUCACACAUCUUUUAUCCGAACAUUCCGAUGAGAUCGACAGCAACAAUAACAGCGAAGCAGAGACGAAUUAUGCACUUCUCAUAAUGGAUGGGAGCGAUCGUAUCGAUCUGUCCGUUCCUCGCUGGUGGGAGAAUAUGACUCGGCAUGGCCAGGGUCGCUUCCAUCGUUGGACACUGAAACUUCUUGAAAUGCUGGUCAUGGAAGUGGGAAAAAUUGAGAAUCGAGGAAUUUUACAUUUUCAGUAUCUCGCUUGCAUUCUAUUUUUUGUCAUCGAUUGUCCGGGAGUGGAUCUGAACGUUAGUUCGCCGGACACGUUCAGCAGCGUCAUCCAGCUGAUGGUGGAUUUUCUCGAGCAAGGAGCAAAACAGCUGGAUCUUAUGCGUGCCAAGCGCAGUGAGGGUGAUUCAGCCGGCUUUGGUUAUAUGCAAUUUUUCGUUGCUUGCAUAGAGUUGACCAAAGAAUUCGCCGCCACCGUUAUUGGGAAAAAUAGCAAUUUGGCUACGAAAGCUAAGGUUCCUCGGAAUUUACCACAGUUGGCAUCUUUGCAGGGAAUAUCUGAAAGGCUGCAGUCAUGGUCACAACACGCAUGAAUUAUUAUUUCUGAUAAUGCUUAACGGAAAAAUUUGUUAGGUGACGAUUACUUUUACCGUGAAGGGUAUCUGAACGCCAUACCCUACUAUCUCAGUUGAAUUGCAUAUAUUUUAUAAAUUGAUAAGAUUACAUCAUCUUAAUAACAUCAUGUUUGUUAUAAUAUAAAAUUUAACAAAGUUUUGUUUACAGGAAUUCAUACAUUACGGAAUGGAUUACUGUUUCCAACAGUAAA
This is a messenger RNA of Malaya genurostris, 1857 nucleotides long. RefSeq lists its product as uncharacterized. Bases 116 to 1624 code for a protein of 502 amino acids. The record is from RefSeq and is a predicted model, not a curated record. Lineage: Eukaryota; Metazoa; Arthropoda; Insecta; Diptera; Culicidae. The transcript is spliced from 4 exons.